UAUUUUUCCUUUGGAACGAGUUUUACUUAACUCAUUCAACCUUUCAUUCAUUUACGGAGCUAGAAAGAUAGUGCUAGCUAGCUGGCUAGCCAUACAUGAAUCAUACAUAUCGCUAACUAGCUUCGUUGUCUAGACUGCUUCCAAAACUCGCUAGUCACAUCACAUCAGUGAUUAGUCAUAUUCAAACCGUAUGACUGAAACAUAAACUUGCCUCCAACAGCUCUAUAUCGUACUGAAGAGCUAACAGUGACACCAUGGCUAUACCCAUAGCCAUCCUGGACUGCGACCUGCUCCUCCACGGCAGAGGACACAAGACCCUAGAUCGAUUUGACAUCGAGACGGUGUCGGAUGAGUUCCUGCUGACAACAUUUGGCUUUCCUCGGGAGUUCAUCUAUUACCUGGUGGAGCUGCUGAGGGAUGUGCUGUCCAGACCCACCCAGCGCUCCCGAGCCAUCAGCCCUGAGGUGCAGGUCCUGGCCGCGUUAGGCUUCUACACCUCAGGAUCCUUCCAGACCAUCAUGGGUGAUGCCAUCGGCAUCAGCCAGGCCUCUAUGAGCAGAUGUGUCACCAACGUCACCAGAGCCCUGGUGGAGAAGGCCCCAGAGUUUAUAGGCUUCACCAGGGACGAGGCUACCAAGCAGCAGUCCAAGGAUGAGUUCUUCCGUGUGGCCGGGUUCCCCGACGUGCUCGGCGUGGUUGACUGUGUGCAUGUGGCCAUCAAAGCCCCUAACUCCGAAGACUCCUCCUAUGUCAACAAGAAGGGUUUCCACUCAGUGAACUGCCAGCUUGUGUGUGACGCACGGGGCCUGCUGCUCAGCGCAGAGACCCACUGGCCAGGCAGCCUCCAGGACAGCUUUAUCUUCUCCCAGUCCUGUGCCAGCAAGCUGCACCAGGAGCAGGACAACCAUGGGGGCUGGCUGCUGGGAGACCGACGCUACCCUCUGAAGAAAUGGCUGAUGACACCCAUUCAGUUCCCAGAAACCCCUGCAGAAUUUCGCUACAACCUGGCGCACGGUGCGACUCAGGAGAUCGUAGACCGAACCUUCCGGGCCAUCCAGACUCGGUUCCGUUGCCUGGACGGGUCCAAGGGCUACAUGCAGUAUUCCCCGGAGAAGUGCUCCCACAUCAUCCUGGCGUGCUGUGUGCUUCACAAUGCCUCUCUGCAGUCCGGCCUGGAUGCCUGGACCUUUGAGAGGACAGAGACCCCUGACCAAUCAGAUGAGGUGGAGGAAAAGCCAGAGGAUGUGGACCCUGAGGCCCUUCAGUUCCGCAAGGAGCUUAUACUGAACCACUUCAGCUAGCAGGACCUGGUCGCGGCUGUGUGCUGUUCUGUUGCCAUAUAGAACCCUAAAUGGUUCUGCCUGACCUGAGCAAACUUUAUUGCAGAGAACUCUUAUGUUCCUACAAAUGGUUCUAUAUAGUCCUCGUAUGUUUUCAGAGUGUAGGAGUCCUGGAUGUCUUCAUAUGUGAAGCUUCAGCAGGUUGUUUGUGGAGCCAAGAACUAGACAGGAACUGUUUUGUCUCUGAGCAAGUAGGAUCAGAGAUUCCUCUAGACAUAUUUAAAAGUACUGACUGGGAGUGUACGUUAUGUGGUGUGUUUUGUAAAGAGUUGUUGUUUGUUGAUGAUUGUGAAUAAAGUGCCUCA
Messenger RNA from Osmerus eperlanus (European smelt), 1645 nucleotides. RefSeq names its product harbinger transposase derived 1 (gene harbi1). The coding region runs from base 255 to 1301 and encodes 348 amino acids. NCBI's taxonomy places the organism in Eukaryota, Metazoa, Chordata, Actinopteri, Osmeriformes, Osmeridae. The record is from RefSeq and is a predicted model, not a curated record. The transcript is spliced from 4 exons.